GAGACGUGGAGAACUCGGUCAGGAAAAGCCGGCCUCGGGCGGAAGUCACUCUGAGGCGUCGGCAGGAGAGGCCAGUGAACGCCAGCCGGGAGUUGGAGCGACCGGGGCUUGUGAGGGCCCCACGGCCCUAGCAGGUGGAAUUGGGCUAUUUGCUGAAGCUUCUUUCCCUGGUAGGCCAGGGAAAAAUUUACAUUUUGAUUUUCUUUUAAUCAUGGCUUUGGUGCAUAAAUUGCUGAAUGGCACUUAUAUUCUCAGAAAAUGCCCGAAGCCAAGUGUUGCCUCUUGUCCAUUUUUGAGUACUCGCUUUGCAGAUUAUUGUUCCAGCAGUCUUGAGAAACCAGUGGCUGCUCCUGGCAAAGCCUCUUCUCAGAGGAAGACUGAAGGGAAUUUGGAAGGACAUCACCAGAGAGAAGUUGAUUUGGAUAUAACUUCUCCUGAGGACAAGCCUGAAGUUAGUUUUGAUAAAGCAAUUAAAGAAGAAAUAAAGGACCAUUUUAGGCGUUUGAAGGAUGAUAUUGUGAAUCAUUGGAUAGGGCCUGAAGGCCGCCCACUGCAUGAGGUCUUGAUGGAACAAGCCAAGGUUGUCUGGCAGUUCCGCAGCAAAGAAGAUUUGGAUAAGUGGAUAGUGACUUCUGAUAAGACAAUUGGUGGCAGAAGUGAAGUGUUCCUGAAAAUGGGCAGGAGUAACCAAAGUGCACUGCUGUAUGGAACUCUGAGCUCUGAGGCACCCCAGGACGGGGAGAGUGGCCGAAGUGGAUACUGUGCAAUGAUAUCCAAGAUUCCAACGGGCCCUUUUGAGAGGAAGAGGUUUUAUGAUUGGUCCCAGUUCAACACUCUGUAUCUUCGUGUCCGUGGGGAUGGUCGACCUUGGAUGGUGAAUAUCAGGGAGGACACGGAUAUAAUCCAGAGGAAGGAUCAGAUGUACAGUUACUUCAUGUUCACCCGUGGGGGGCCCUACUGGCAGGAAGUCAAGAUUCCUUUCUCCAAAUUUUUCUUCUCUAAUCGAGGAAGAAUCCGGGAUGCCCAGUACCAGCUUCUGCUUGACAAGAUCUCUUCUAUCGGAUUCACCCUGGCUGAUAAAGUGGAUGGUCCAUUCUUCCUAGAAAUAGAUUUUAUUGGAGUAUUUACUGAUCCAGCCCACACAGAAGAAUUUGCCUAUGAAAAUUCUCCAGAGCUUAAUCCAAGACUUUUUAAAUAGAGAUCAUGUAGUAUUUCUGUGUUACUAAACUAAGGGUAGUAGAAUCCACGAUGAAAAAAAUAAAGUACUUCUUUAAUGGCAUCCAAACAAUGGCGGUUCUGGACGCUGGGAAGUCCAGGAUACCUGGUGUCUGUUUUCCUAGUUUAGAACAGAGACAGAGACAGAUUUAAGAAGAUUCUUGGGACUUCCCUGGUGGCGCAGUGGUUAAGAAUCCGCCUGCCAAUGCAGGGGACAUGGGUCGAGCCCUGGCCUGGGAAGAUCCCACAUGCCGCGGAGCAACUAAGCCUGUGUGCCACAACUACUGAGCCUGCGCUCUAGAGCCCGCGAACCACAACUACUGAGCCCGUGUUCCACAACUACUGAAGCCUGCGCUCCUAGAGCCCAUUCUCCGCAACAAGAGAAGCCACCGCAACGAGAAGCCAAUGCAUCGCAACAAAGAGUAGCCCCCGCUCACCGCAACUAGAGAAAGCCCGUGCGCAGCAGUGAAGACCCAAUACAGCCAUAAAUAAAUAAAUGAAAAGAUUCCUGUA
This is a messenger RNA of Lagenorhynchus albirostris (white-beaked dolphin), 1728 nucleotides long. It is a transcript of the gene NDUFAF1, whose product is annotated as NADH:ubiquinone oxidoreductase complex assembly factor 1. The coding region runs from base 212 to 1198 and encodes 328 amino acids. Lineage: Eukaryota; Metazoa; Chordata; Mammalia; Artiodactyla; Delphinidae. Gene Ontology annotation, cellular component: mitochondrion. The transcript is spliced from 7 exons. The record is from RefSeq and is a predicted model, not a curated record. Gene Ontology annotation, biological process: mitochondrial respiratory chain complex I assembly; mitochondrial electron transport, NADH to ubiquinone.